Molecule: messenger RNA, 3409 nt
Organism: Medioppia subpectinata
Lineage: Eukaryota; Metazoa; Arthropoda; Arachnida; Sarcoptiformes; Oppiidae
Source: the annotation of a GenBank genome assembly
UUUCAAUGGCUUUUGAAUUGAUUUUUUAAAUUUUUGAUUUUGUUUUUGUUUUGAUUGCGAAAACAAUUGAAUAAUUGAUGAAUUGUUUGAUCAAUGAAUUGAUGGCUAAUAACCAGAUGUCGAAACGAAAAUGGGAUGAGUUGUACGAUACGGGCGACCAGUCGUUGAGACCCGACUCGAGUGACGCCAGGGAUGACGAGCGGCCGACCGAUACUGAAGACAACAACACUCGUGACUCGAGUGGCGGACAAUGCGAUGAAAACGAGUGCAACGAUGGCAUCAACUCUAGCGAAGAGCCGACGCCUCACAAAAUGGCGCGAAAUAUGGCGUCCAAUGAGUGCUCGCAUUCGGACGAUGUCUGCCAAUCGAUGUCAGUCUCGCCAUACGAUUCUCUUAACAUGUGUCACGGCGUGGCCGACACUGGCUUCCAGUGUGACUCCGUUAACAGCGAGAUCAGCAGCUCUGGGAUCAGUAGUUCCGGUAAUCUCGAUGUCAUGACAUCGAGCGACCAUUUGGACGACACCUGCUGUGAGGUAGUGGUGGCCACGACUGUCGCCGAUGUGUCGUCGGCCACAACCGUCGCGACCGCCGACGCGGAAUCAGAUUCUGCGCACCACUCGGACGGCAACGAAGCCAACGAUUGCGCCGAUAAUAAAGUGAGCUGUAGUUCAGAGACGGUGGCCAAUGGACUGCCCUGUAGUGUGUUUGACGACCACGACAUGACUCGCAGUGAAGUGGAAGUGCCACUCGUGGACAACGAGGUCGACGAACCACAACAAUCGCAACUCGUCGACGAAGGCCAACAUUUGGUCGCUGAAGAGGUGGUCAUCAGCAACAGCACCGACGACGCGCUCAACGAUACGAACGAGUGCUGUGUUUAUGGCGACGAAAACGAGUGUCCCGUUGAUAAUAGUCGCGGCGAACCCGAGAACUCUUUAAGUGAUAACUCAAACGCUGACUAUAAUUACGAUAAUAUACCUCAAAGUGAAGAAGUGGUGUCACAGCCGUCGCACGGCUGCCAAACCGAUGAGCCCGAGACUACUGAGUGCACGAGCGAAGUCUGUGUUCAAACAGAUCCCAACAAUGAGUGCUCGAGCGAAGACUGUGUUCAAACAGAUCCGAACAAUGAGUGUUCAAACGAUGUCUGUUUGGAAACCGUUUACACCACAGAGGAAUGUACGAACGAAGUCUGUGUCCAAACGGAUCCGACCAAUGAGUGCACGAAUGAAGUGUGCGUCGGAACAAUUGAUCCCGCGAUGGGAGUGGAGGGCAAUGCUGUGACCGUGGAGUCGGCGGACGAGGCGAGCAAUUCGAGUAGUGUUGGCGCCAGUGUUUUGAGUAACUGUUCGGCCGACGCGCCCACCACUUCCUCCUCGAUUGGCGGCCAUUCGAGCAUUGAUUCAUCAGAAGUAGAAUCGGAAUACAAGAGUCUUCUGAAGACACCCGGAAAGCCGAGACAUAAGAAGUCUGUUAUCUUCGACGGCGUAACCGUUUACUACUUCCCGCGCUCUCAGGGUUUCACAUGCGUUCCCUCUCAGGGAGGAUCCACUUUGGGUAUGGAUUUACAACACGUUCACUACAAGUCCUUCUCAAUGGAAGAUCACGCCGAAGAACGCAAACGCGUCCACAAAGAGAUUCUCGUCCGUCAGCGACGGUUCGCCAAAAUGCAUGAAAACCGAUACGUGAACCCGACCUCGUCCUCCGAGUCCGAGGAAGAGCUCUACGACGAGAUGAGCGAUAUAUCCGACUCGGAAUUAGAGGCCGACAGUUGCUAUUUCCUGCAACCCGUGCCCAUUAGGCAACGCAGGGCUCUAUUGCGAGCGUCGGGCGUCCGAAAGAUCGAGACCAACGAGAAAGAAGAGUGUCGUGACAUUCGCUCCUCCCGUGAGUACUGCGGCUGUGAAUGUCGUAUAUACUGUGAUCCCGAGACGUGCGCCUGUAGUUUAGCGGGCAUUAAGUGUCAAGUGGACAGAAUCAGUUUUCCCUGUGGCUGUACGCGCGACGGCUGUGCGAACGUCACCGGAAGGAUAGAGUUUAAUCCGUUGAGAGUGAGGACACAUUUCAUCCACACAUUGAUGCGCAUAGAGCUCGAGAAGAAACAGGUUUGGAGUGACACCACUUCCUCCUUUUCACAAACCCUACCCUCCCUUUCGCUUGACUUUAUGUUAUUUACUUUUUCUCGAGACCAGGAGCUGAGCGCCCAUCACCUCCAGUCCUCAGACAAUUACGUCAGUUCCAGCAGUUAUUCAAAUAAUCACCAAAUGAUAUCCAAUGCGAUGAAUUGUGCCAAUUCUCAAACCAUCAAUAACUUCAUGCCAUCGAUCACUCACACGAGCACUUCGACCGCAACCAGCAAUUCGAUGAAUCCGUCGGAACCGACCACUAAUUCCAACAGCAAUUCAAUGGACGCAUACAACACAUCGCCGUUUAGUCCGGACGACAGCUCCUAUUCGGAGAACUCGGACUAUACGAGCGAUGAAUACGACGACUCAGACGCUAAUGAGUACCAGAAGUUUACGGCACAAACACUACAGCAACCGAUGAACUCUUUAUCGCACACGACUACAGGCACCGCCUCUUCGAGCACGAUAUCAUCGUCAACGACGGCCGCAUUGCCUCCCUUUCCCACAAUCAGUGGCAACACUGGUGUGAAUGGAGUGGUCAACAGUCAUAACAAUUCAUUUCUAACGUUCACACAAAACGGACAGUUCGUCGCCACAAACCAGUUGUCCUCAGCCGCGCGCACACUCACUGCACAAUCCUUUACACCACAGUAUGUAAUACAUCCGCAACUCUAUAACUAUACAGAUAUAUAUCAAAGACAUUACGUAUUAUCAAACGCUACCGCGACUACCAGUGCGGCGGUUAAUUGCUCGCCAAAUAUAGCUAACAUAGCUACUCAUCCACUGAUUGCAAACAAUAAUAAUUUGCAAACAAAUAAUAGUAAUUGUUGUGAAGUUAUUGCUGUGAAUAACUGUAACGAAGACGUACACCAGUACACAGACCUGAGCCUCUCGAUAGCUUCCUCAUCAGCCGCUGAGAGUCUUCACGGGCUGUUGUCUGCGGCGGCGGCCACUGCCAGCAUCACUGAAGACAAUCGUCUCACACCUGUUUCGUUCAACAGCGACGACCCGUUGAGCGAAAACCAACACUUAAUGGCCAAAGAGAGCGCCGAAUCUCAGGAGUCGUCGUCCUUCACGUCGUCCGACUCUUCCGAAGGCGACCACCAUUUGUUGGUCGACGCGACCGAACACACCGUCAAGUCAUCGGAGGACAAACCGGUGGUCGACAACUGCGAGAACUGUAUUUGCACUGUAUUUGUAUAGGAGAUACAGUCUUACAGUGUUUUCUAUUCAAACCAUUCAUACUUUAUAACACACAAAAUGGACAAAUCGUUACCCAAAGUAUC